This is a messenger RNA of Ctenopharyngodon idella (grass carp), 1587 nucleotides long. It is a transcript of the gene iftap, whose product is annotated as intraflagellar transport associated protein. Lineage: Eukaryota; Metazoa; Chordata; Actinopteri; Cypriniformes; Xenocyprididae. The coding region runs from base 203 to 889 and encodes 228 amino acids. Gene Ontology annotation, biological process: acrosome reaction; spermatogenesis. The transcript is spliced from 8 exons. Gene Ontology annotation, molecular function: intraciliary transport particle A binding. Gene Ontology annotation, cellular component: 9+0 non-motile cilium; cytosol. The record is from RefSeq and is a predicted model, not a curated record.
CGAAAUCUGGGAGCUGUUUGGUGCUGCUAACUUUUAUUUGAGAUAUUAAAGCAAAUGGUUUAGUGACAGUGGCAGAGGUUCAGUGUUUGUGAAGGUUGACUGGCUCAUCUUGAGGUUAACUGUCUGUAACUGCUGCCAACAACAGUUCAGUUGAUGAUUCAUUCACUUAGCAAUUUGCAAAUCAGCUGGGUUGUUUGACAGGAUGCCAGGUUUAGUUAAUGGUUCAGUUGUGGACAACCAUGACCAAGCCAUGACUGAAGCUCUGGAGCAGUUCUGCAACUCCCCGGAGCAAACGUACGAGCAGUUCCUGUCCACCUUCACGUCACUGACCCCAGAGAUUGUGAGGGAUCUGCGUUUGACUGCUCCUAGAGGACAUGGAGACUCGUCCGACAGAGAGAUGGACAGCAGCCGAGAGCAACGAAGAGAGGAUGGAGUGACAGAGAUGGAGGAGAGCGUAUACCGAAGGAUGGGACAGGCGAAUCGCUGCUCACCGACUGCUGAUCAGGAAGAGGUGCUGUUGGAUGGCGGUUGUGUUGGAGGAAGACUAGGCGGCCUAUCAAGCUCUGCUCCAGACAGACCUGCGAAGUUUGAUAAUUAUCUGGGAGAUUCAGAGGACGAAGAGGAAAAAGUUGACGCUACAGGUACAUGUGCACUACCAGGUGAGAUUGAAGAUCUGAAAGCUGUCUCCUCUUCAUCGCUCUGUCACCACACACUGCUGGAGAUCUCCUCUACUUUCACAGACCAGCAGACACACACUCACAGUGCCGCUGAGAAUCAGGAUGAAAGUGAGGAGGUCGUUCCUUUCCAUCUGGACGAGGACUUUGAUUACGAUAACGUUGUGCUGUCUCAAAAAUACGUGAUCCAGGAACAGAACGGCAGACCAUCUUGAGCUAUAAAUGAACUUGUGAACUACAGAGUAAAGUCCUUGUUAAGACGAUCAGAAAUGUUUUUAGUCCACCAAAGAACUAGAAGGAAGACUUUUUUGAGUGUACCUCUCAGUAAACUAAUGUUGGCGUCACUGUCCUCAAAGACAUGAUCAAAUUUACUGUAAUACACUUAGUCUAAUUUUAAAUUUUAUCAGCUGCAAUUAGAUGACCAGUACCAACUAGAAACUAUAAAAUCAGCAUGAAGUGGUGUCCAUUUUUUUUUUUCCAUAAAAUGACUUAUACUUCUGAGUGAAGACAAAAUUGCUUUGAUGAAUCCUUCGUAAGACCAGCAGCAUGUUUUUCAAAAAGUAAAUAGUCAAUUUAAAUUUAUUUUUAGUUUAAAAGCACUUUGCAUAAACAAACCAUAUGAUGUGUAGUCAUAUUGUAGUCUGAAUCAAAUGUCAUUAUGAUUAUUAUUGUUGUUAUUAUUAUUUUACAACUUGCUAGGCGCAGACGCUUUCAUUUUCUGACUCAACAGCUCAAAUAGGCGACCUGUGGUGUAACACUUUUUCCUGAUGUACUUGGAAAAGUAAUUAAUUGCUCGUUCUGUCUAACUGCGUUUUAUUCACUGGAACAAAACGCUCAGGGACGUUCUUUCUGUUCUCCGUACAAACCUCAUAACUUGAAUAAAAGCCUACAACAUGUUGGUCUUUGAAAAGAA